AAUGUGACUUUGUAUCACCGCGACAUAAAACAGUUUAUUAAUGUUGAAUUCAACUCACUCUUAGCGUUACACGAGAGUCGGGGAGCUUGCACGUCUCAUUCAUAUUUUCAGAAGGGAAACGCCUAUCUGUUGAUGGUAUCUUUGGUUUGUAACGCUGAUCCUAUUGCAGCUGAUUUAAGGCGACUGCGCAGAGCUACACAGCCGCAGCACAGGACUCUACCCAGCAGCCACUAUGGUGAACACACAGAAAGCCCAACUCAAGAUCUCUACUGCCAACAGAGGAAUUAUGUCUUCAACAUGAGGUUUUUAUAAAUACAAACUGUAUGAUCAGUCGGGACGAUCCGGGACGACUUUCAGCGUUCGGACUGAAAGGCAGUUGCGUUGCGCGUGCCAACCAAAAACUAGGCAACCGUGAACACUUGUAUUCUUGUUUCGUACGGAGAAAAACCCUCAUGAUGAAAUUUAAGCCCAAUCAGACCAGGACUUAUGACGGAGAGGGGUUCAAAAAACGGGCAGCGUGUCUUUGUUUCAAGAACGAGCGCGAGGACGAGGUCUUGCUUGUUAGCAGCAGUCGGCAUCCAGACCAGUGGAUCGUUCCAGGAGGAGGAAUGGAGCCAGAAGAGGAGCCGGGAGGAGCUGCAGUUCGAGAGGUCUAUGAGGAGGCUGGUGUGAAGGGCAACCUUGGCAGGCUGCUGGGAAUAUUUGAGCAGAACCGGGACAGCAAGCAUCGGACAUAUGUGUAUGUGCUUACGGUUACAGAGACGCUGGAAGACUGGGAAGACUCAGUUAAUAUUGGUCGGAAAAGAAAAUGGUUCAAGAUUGAUGAAGCCAUCCGGGUUUUACAGUGCCAUAAACCUGUCCAUGCAGAAUACCUCCGCAAACUCACUCCUUGCUGCGGCCCCACGAACGGCAACUCUCAGGAGCCUAUGAACACCGACGACAACGCCCCCCUACACCAAACAUCCUCACAAGACUGUGGACUGACCCGUUUACACAGAUAGAACUGCCAUCAGACGGCACACCAGAAAGUACUUUAAGGGAAAGAUUCUCGGCCCGAAAAAGACAAUUUGUGCAUGCAUAAUUUCAAUGUUUACUCUUUGAACCUUUUUUAAGUGUAGAAACCAAAGUUUUGAUACGCCUGUUUCUUGUAGGGUAAUUGAGAUCAGAGCCAUUUUUCCAAUUUCACAUUUCUAAACAAACAUUUCAAGCCAGUUAGAGUAUAUAUAAAGUAGCAUGAUUUCAAGUAUUAAGUUUAAAGAUGAUGAAAUGUAAUGAUGAACGUUUUGGAAAGGUUAUAUGACAGAUUUUGCCAGAUUUAUGACAGUGAUGGAUUAUUAUGAAGGUUAUUUUGCCAAGCUUUUGAAGUUGUAAGUUGAUCAGAAGGGAUA
Paramisgurnus dabryanus is the source of this 1388-nucleotide messenger RNA. It is a transcript of the gene nudt4a, whose product is annotated as nudix (nucleoside diphosphate linked moiety X)-type motif 4a. Gene Ontology annotation, biological process: diadenosine hexaphosphate catabolic process; diadenosine pentaphosphate catabolic process; adenosine 5'-(hexahydrogen pentaphosphate) catabolic process. NCBI's taxonomy places the organism in Eukaryota, Metazoa, Chordata, Actinopteri, Cypriniformes, Cobitidae. The record is from RefSeq and is a predicted model, not a curated record. Gene Ontology annotation, molecular function: diphosphoinositol-polyphosphate diphosphatase activity; bis(5'-adenosyl)-hexaphosphatase activity; endopolyphosphatase activity. Gene Ontology annotation, cellular component: cytoplasm; nucleus.